UUGAGAUCUGUCACCGACUUUGUCAUCCCGAAAACCGUGGCGUUUGUCGCACGCUUUAUUACCGUACUGACGGAAGAUUUCGCCCUGGUCCUUUAUUUUAUCAGACGAAGGAAACGCUACACCGUGAACUCCCUAAGAAAGUUUUCUUCAGCAUUACUGAAGAUUCGCUGAGCUAGUGGGGACUGUUCAAGAAGACACCCUGCUGCUACUUUUUCUGCCACGUCUGGCUCUUAGAAAAAAAGCGUUUUCUUCCAGCCAUGUGGCUAACGGCACUCAUACACCCCUCCGCCAUCCUGUUUUUGACCCUCAGCAGCUUGGCCUCUGCAGGUCCAUUGUCUCGGAGCCCUUGUGAACUUUUGCCAGUUGGGGUGGGUCACCCAGUUCAGGCCAUGUUAAAGAGUUUUACUGCCCUAUCAGGCUGCGCUAGCCGAGGAACCACCAGCCUCCCUCAGGAGGUGCACAUCAUCAACUUACGAAGAGGCAAUGCACAAGGAGACAGAGAGAAACCAGCAGAGGUGGCAUUACAUCUGCGGCCCAUCCAGUCCCUGCAUGUGCACCAGAAACCUCUGGUCUUCGUCCUGAACUCCCCCCAGCCCGUCCUCUGGAAACUUCGGACAGAGAAACUGGCCUCAGGAGUCAAACGCAUCUUCCAUGUUGCAGAGGGAUCUGAAGUGCACUUUGAGGCAAGAAAUUUUUCUGAGUCGUGUGAGGUGAAGGUGGAAAAUCUUCCUCAUGGCAAUGAGCACCUGCUUUCUUGGGCCCAUCAACGCUACCAUGCAGUUACCUCUUUCAGCGAGCUCAAGAUGGCCCAUGACGUCUACAUCAAGGUUGGAGAGGACCCCGUCUUUUCCGAGACCUGUAAGAUUGAUAACAAGUUCCUGUCUCUGAACUACCUGGCAAGCUACAUCCAGCCCCAGCCAUCCACAGGGUGUGUUCUCUCAGGUCCUGAUCAUGACCAGGAGGUCCACAUCAUUGAGCUCCAGGCACCAAACUCCAGCAGAUAUGCAAGCAUCAUGAUGGAUCCCAUCAUUGCAUUAUGUGCCCACAGCGUCAUCGGCAAACUGGACAUUGUGACAUCAGAUACCGUCAGCCUGAGUGAAGGCACAGAAAGGCUGAUGCAGGUGUCAAAGAUGGUGAAACAGAAGCUGCCCGCAGGAUCUCAGGCUCUCAUCCAGUGGGCAGAGGAAAGCGGAUUCAAACCCGUCACUUCCUACACCAACACCCCUGUUGCCAACCACUUCAAAUUGCGCCUCAGAGAACAAGAUCUAGGGAUCAUGGAUGAGGGAAUGUUCCCACCAGAGUUGUCCAUUCUCCGCAACACCAACCCGCUUCCUAAGCCCAGCACCCGGGAUUCCCCUGCACGGAACAGGUUCCCAUUCCCCUUCCUGCCAUCUGCAGAGCAGGGCCAGUCAUUCCCACCUUUGCCCCCGUCUCUUGAGGAGCGAGUCUAUCAGGCUGGGGGUCCCGAGGAACAGCAGGGGGCUCUGAAUGUAGGAUUCAGUGUGCAGUGUGAGAAGAACAAAAUGGUGGUCAGCAUUGACAAGGAAACUCUGCAGGCCAAUGGGUUUGGAAAACCCAAUAUCACUCUUCAGGACUCCCAAUGCAAAGCAACCUCCAACACCACCCACUAUAUACUAGAGACGCCCUUGUCUGACUGCCAAACCAGCAAAAUUCCCUCCCACCCCAGCCCAGUGGUCCUCUAUAUCAAUUCAAUUGUCAUUAGCCAAUCAGAACAGAAGGAUGGAAGUGGCUGGCCCUUUGAAUAUGAAGAUCUGGAGUCAGGAGAUGUUGUAAUACCAGGAGAUCCGGAUGUGACGGAAAAUUUUUUACCUGAAAACGGGCAUCGUGCGACUAUCUUGUUCAACUGCACGUACCGUAAGAACCAGGAUACCCAAGUUGACAGUGAUAACGGAUCUGAUGAUUUCAUUGUAGACUCGCUAGAUAAUGCUACCUUCAACAUGGAACUGUAUAACAAUCCGUUCCACAACCCCAGCACUCAGUCCUUCCUCACCAUCGCUGAGAACAGACCCAUCUAUGUGGAGAUUUCAGCCACAAAAGCUGAUCCUAACCUUGGGUUCAUGAUCCAGACCUGCUUCAUAUCUCCAGACUCCAGUCCUUUUAUGCCGUCAGACUAUGUUGUCAUAGAGAACAUAUGUCCAAAGGACGACUCUGUGCUCUAUUACCCUCAGCGAGGUGAUUUUCCCAUCCCUCACGCUCAGAUGGACAAAAAACGCUUCAGUUUCACCUACAGAUCAAAGUUCGACGUAUCAUUGCUCUUCCUGCACUGUGAGAUGUCCCUCUGCUCCAGAAGAAACGAAAUGGAGAUGAACCUGCCAGAGUGUAUGCUACCAGAUGAAGCCUGCACUUCCCUCAGUGUGGACAGCAUCCUUCUCAUGAUGAGGAACACCAAGACCAUCACCAAGCCAAUGGUGGUCGUCUCCGACAACACACCUGUCACUGUUAACGUACCUGUGGAGCCACCUAGUCCACAACAUCCAGGCAUUAUAUAUUUCUUGGACACCCCAAUUGUGGUAGGCGUCGCUUUUGCUGCCUUUGUGAUUGGAGCCCUUCUGACUGGAGCACUAUGGUUCAUCUACUCGCAUACAGGUGGCACGGGAGCGAGACAGCAGGUGCCAAAGUCUCAGCCGGUGUCUGAGAACAGCAGUGCGGCUCACAGUAUUGACAGCACACAGAGCACGCCGUGUUCAAGCAGCAGUAAUGCAUAGAGCAGCUGGACUGAUGAUUCUUCCAUUGGCAUUAUGCUUUGUACAUUUUUGGAAGAAUAUGUGAUUUCGUAGCAUGUCCUGAGGCCUUAUUAUUUUCAUUAUUCGGAAUUGAAAUGUUUAGGCUGAACAUACAACCGGAUGAAAAAAGCUACAUUUAGAGGUGAGGGAAAUAACCAAAUCAAGAUCCCAGAGAGUUUUGAAAUGUUGCUUUUUUUUCUUGAACCCCACAAGAGAGUGUUGUUUUUGCCUUAUAUGGUUGAGAUCAGCGUGAAAAUAACAAAGGCUGUUUACAUCACUUAUUAUGGCAUGAAGGCGGUCUAGAGGAACAGUUAGUACUCUGCGAGAUUACACAAAGGCUCUGUCUUCACCUAAACAAAAUCAAGCAUACAUAUUUCAGAAAUUUGACAAGAGAAAUCUAUUAUGAAUAGGCCAAUAUCAAUAUAAUUAAGUCAAUAUUAGUCUUUUAAAACCCAGAUGCCAAUCAUUUAAAGGAACACUCCACUAUUUUUGAAAAUAGGCUCAUUUUCCAACUCCCCUAGA
This is a messenger RNA of Sinocyclocheilus anshuiensis, 3266 nucleotides long. RefSeq names its product transforming growth factor beta receptor type 3-like. The coding region runs from base 258 to 2726 and encodes 822 amino acids. NCBI's taxonomy places the organism in Eukaryota, Metazoa, Chordata, Actinopteri, Cypriniformes, Cyprinidae. The transcript has 17 exons. Gene Ontology annotation, molecular function: transforming growth factor beta receptor activity; transforming growth factor beta binding; type II transforming growth factor beta receptor binding. Gene Ontology annotation, biological process: transforming growth factor beta receptor signaling pathway; cell migration; epithelial to mesenchymal transition. The record is from RefSeq and is a predicted model, not a curated record.